Vitrella brassicaformis is the source of this 2517-nucleotide messenger RNA. NCBI's taxonomy places the organism in Eukaryota, Vitrellaceae. The record is from the annotation of a GenBank genome assembly.
CUCACAUACAGUUGUUGUCAAGACGAGGCAAACAGGCCUGAGAUGACGCGCAAGUCUCUAUUGUGGGCAAGCGAGACUGAUCAUGUGUCUCCUCUUCCCUCUCAUCAUCUGAAUCAGCCAGUAACCCGACGCCACAGACCGCUUUCUCCUCUUCACAUCGGCACCAUCCCCCAGUCGGCCGGCCCUCUUAUCCAGUUCGUCGAGAAGCGGCCGUAGAUGGUCUGCCCAGAAGGAGUCUUCGUAUGGCUCGUCAGCAGUGCCUGAUGCAACCAACCAGUCACAGGCAGGCAGACCCUUAUUGCUCGGUGCCUCAUGUGUCGCUGCUGACAGACCAUCGGACGAAGGGGGGUAGAACCAGUAGUUGAACGCCAUGUGGCCUGGCCGGUCGGCAGACCGCUCCUCCUCACCGCCCGCAUCAUCACCGCUGAUCACCUCAUGAAACCAACUCGCCGGCAGAUACACUGCACACACACAGACAGGCAGCCAUGAUAUCAGCAGGGUGUCAGUGAGUCAAUCUGGCUGUCACUAACGCAUUUCUCCCGCCUUGGCGGUCACUUGAUGGUACUGCUGCCAAAUGGGGUCGGGAUUGUCUGUCAGGCCGGGAGCGGGGGGGAGGUGCCGGUCCACUGUGUUGCGGCGACAGAAGCUGGGCGGCUUCUCGCCCUCUGGCACCACCUGACACACACACAUCGAUGCACACAGGUGGAUGACAGAGCAGUAGCUGGAACAUGGCUGUUUUGUGUGUACCUGUGGUGGUCUGCUGCUGUCUUUGUCCUGUGUUGAUGUGGCUGGCUCGUCCUCUUCAGCCGUGAGGGUGUCAAAGUCAUCCUCUGCAUCAUCAUCUGCAGCAACCGACGCACACACGAUGUACCACGAUAUGCGUGCAGAGUGAAUGUGUUGCUUUACGUCCGUCGAGGGCCGCAUCGAGAAGCGCCUCCACCCUACAGGCAGGCAGGCAGACAGACAUCACAGCUGUGACACAUCCAAGUGUGUGUGACCAUGGUCAUCUUGGUCGCUCACUCGUCGUCUGCCUCCUGGAUGGCCGCGUCGUCACGCCGAGAAUCCUCACACCCUGAACCAAACACACAGCCAACAUCCACCAGGUUGGUGGAUGCAACUUUCUCUCCGAGGCAUCACCAUGUUGGCUGGUUGUGCGCUGCAGGUCGCUGUGUCGCUGACACGCUCGGCCGAGCUUCCACUGCUGCACAGCUGCACGGGGGGCACCUGGUGGGGUGAGUGACACACACAAAGGUCAAUGACCUGGACACACGAGACGGGUAAUUAAUGACCACUGACCAUCUUCCCUGAUGCCUUUCUGAUAGCAAAUGAGUCCGUUCGGAUGGAUCACAGACACAUUGCCUGACAGAUAGACACAGACAGACAGACAGAGAGAGAGAGUGACGGACGUUCCAAGGUCUUGUGGUGUGUUGCCCUGGCCGGCCUACCUGUGGUGUGGAGUUGGUGUGCCUUGUCGGGGCUGUAGAGGCGGAAGGCCUUCCGCCCACGCAGCAACACAUACAGAUUGUCGUGCUGCAUACACACGACUAACGAAAUGCAAACGGCAUGACGGUUCGGUGUGCAUCUGUCUCACAAAGUCAUGGUGGAGUCCACUGCUGGUGCCAGCGCGGCUCUGCCCCAUCCACACGUUGUACUGAUACGGCAAGAGGUGACUGCACACACCAGGCGAACAACAGUGUGCCGCCGCGAGAACAAUUGGUUGUUUCCGUCCUCUCCUACCCGAACAGCUUGGGCCUCAACGGCACAUCAGCGAGCAGGGCGGACACGGGAGGCCCGGUGAGCGACACUGGACCUGCACACAGCACCCAAGACCCGGUGGACACAGUCAUCAACAGAGUCCAUCAGAGUGGUGUGUGUUGACUGACCAGUGUCGGUCUCGUCUAUCGUCUGUGUGGUCAAGUAGAGAUCCUCACGACCUGCACCCGACAUCCAAGCAACACAGUCACCGGCCAAGUGUCUUCGUGGCUUUCUUCUCAAGUGGAUCACUUGCCUUUGUCGAGCUCGUCGAGGAAAGCACCAAAUGCCAUCCUCACUUUGCGGCCCUCACCUGCACGGCCACAAAAGACAAAGCGAUGACCAAACUCUACUGCCUGCCCGUCCCUCACCGAAUUGGUCAAAGUCAUUCCGCCGGUGCUCGACAUCGACAAACGAGUCACCGGCCCUCUGUCUCAGGUAGCUGUUUGUCCACCGCUGGAGACCCUUGAAUUCGCCGCUCAAUGAGUCAGUGAGCACCACUGGCAUCCGCCGCUUGACGAAGCGAUUGAAGAAAUCAUCAGCAGAGAGGGAGGCCACGGGCACACGCUCAACGGACCAAAACACAUCAGGCGAGAACCUGAAUCGACAGGCACAAAGUGCACCAACAGAGGAGCAGUGAGGUGCGUCCUCAUCCACUCACCCUUUGUAUGUGACGGCGGCGUCUUGAGAUCUUUUCCGUUCUUCUGCCUUGUUUGCGGAGAUCUGCUGACCCCGCUGCCUUCUCGGCUUCUUGCGAUGCUUCAU